This is a messenger RNA of Naumovozyma dairenensis CBS 421, 456 nucleotides long. RefSeq lists its product as uncharacterized. The record is from RefSeq and is a predicted model, not a curated record. The coding region runs from base 1 to 456 and encodes 151 amino acids. NCBI's taxonomy places the organism in Eukaryota, Fungi, Ascomycota, Saccharomycetes, Saccharomycetales, Saccharomycetaceae. The transcript has a single exon.
AUGUCCGAAGAACUAACUUUAAAUGAAUUAGUAGAGCAUAUUACCAAGAAUAAGCCUGUGCCAAAUAUAGUUCAUGUAGACGAUAUUGUGCUAGGUGAAGAGUUAACCACAAUAUCUAUAAUGGCCCCACGGGCAAAGCCAUGGGAAACAGCAUGUACACAUUCUCCAAAGAAUAUACAACCAGAUGAUAAUAAUGGGGGAAGCACUACGCUAGAUGCUGUAACAUAUAAUGCUGAAGAUUUCGAAGAUCUAACAAGAUACUAUGAUUUGGAAUCUCGAUAUGUGGCCUCGUUACAAAAAGAAACCGACGCAGAGCUUCCAGAUAGAACUAAAAAAAGAAUGAGAAUUAAGUUAAAUGUUGGUAAUUUCUUUCUAAAUAAUUUUAAAGUGCAUAUAAUGAUGUAUAACAGUCCAGUUCCUUCCCGAACAAUGUACCAAGUGACUAUAGAUCAUUAA